Symbiodinium natans is the source of this 834-nucleotide messenger RNA. Lineage: Eukaryota; Dinophyceae; Suessiales; Symbiodiniaceae. The record is from the annotation of a GenBank genome assembly.
AUGCGUGAUGCCGUGAUGCUAUACCAAGGUGCAAAUCCAGGAAACAAAGAGCUGCUCCAGGUUCGCCAGGAGUUUAUGCUUACUGCAAUGCGAACGUAUCUGCAGGCAGUCAAAGACAGAAGACCGGCAGUGCUGGAAAGCAAGAAGCCGAUGCCAAGAGCAAAAAUUCUUGAGUUCUUUGAUGUUUGCAACACAAGGAUGGAUCUGCCAGAUACGCACAAGGAGCUGCUGACAUACUUAGCAGUGCAAAAGAAGGUUCCCAACGAGCUCAUAAUCUCCAUGCAACGGGAGCUGCUGGAGGAUAUGGGCUUCGAGCAGGAACACGGCUGCGCCGUGCUGUCCAGAAUCGGUCAGGACUUCCCGAACGAUGCUGAGAUGGCGCAGAAGCUGCAGAUGUGGAAGAGCAAAGCAGAGCAAAGCUGCAUGCGAGCAGUGAGAGCUCAUCAGGAAGCCGGAGGUGAGCUGCCGGAGAUGCAGACGAUGGUCAUCGACAAAGAGCUUUCAGCGGCGAUGGAGAAAGUCAUCCCAAAGGCCAAGGAGCAGAUAGGCGCGAUGUCAGAAGAAGAGAAGAACGCAUUCUUGGGAGAGAAGGCCAUGAAGAAGAUGGAGGUUUUCCAGCAACUUCCCCCGGAUGGCCGGUUGGCGUGGAUAAAGCGCCUGUCGGACGAAGACAAGCUUGAGUUUGUCAAGAUCCAAGUGCUCUUCGUUGAACAUCUUAAAAAACGAAUGCAGGCUGGGCAGCAAGUGCCGCAGAGUGGCUACGCUGCGGCGCCGUGCACCAUGGACGCCGCGCAGGGUCCGAGCAGAGCGCCAGCCCAGGAGCAGAUGAUGUAG